Molecule: messenger RNA, 2001 nt
Organism: Aspergillus caelatus
Lineage: Eukaryota; Fungi; Ascomycota; Eurotiomycetes; Eurotiales; Aspergillaceae
Product: transcription factor domain-containing protein
Exons: 6
Coding region: 133-1737 (534 amino acids)
Biological process (GO): DNA-templated transcription; regulation of DNA-templated transcription
Cellular component (GO): nucleus
Molecular function (GO): zinc ion binding; DNA binding; DNA-binding transcription factor activity, RNA polymerase II-specific
Source: RefSeq, a predicted model, not a curated record
CUCUGCGGUGCGUGGCUAUUAGUAUUUCCUUGAAAUUAAUUAUUCUACCCUUGCCCGCCCGCGUCCGCCAAUUCUGCCGAUUCCGCCCGCAUAUAAAUCCACGGGAAGUUCUUCCUCGACAUUCUCAACGUCAUGGCAGAUCAGCAAAUUCCUAGCUCGCGAGCUAUUAACGCGUGUCUCACCUGCCGCAAGCAGAAACGGAAGUGUACGAAAGAGAGACCUAAAUGUUCCAUCUGUCGGAAGACUGGGCGGGUCUGCGACUACACCCCUAUUGGCAGGAGCGCCGCGACAGCUACAGACAAUACUGGAAGUCCAGAUUCCCAAGAAACCAGUGAAAAUGCCGCUUUUUCCAGCAGAAGCACUCAUCUGGGCGGAUAUGAGUCAAGUGCAACGGCUGUUGGUUCCUCUAUUACGAACGGUCUCUCCACUCUGUUUCUCGAUUCCGAUGUUCCUCAGGAUCAAAGUUACCUGGAAUCCAACAGACACAUCUCUCUGCCGCCCGAAUAUAUCCGUUAUCUCCGGAGUCCGGCACAAUUUCGACAUGAGGUUGAUGUUUACUUCAAUAGCGUUCACACGUUCUUUCCUAUAGUUUCCAAAUUGCGGCUGUACCAGCAACUUUCGAAUGCGGAUCGUAUAAAUGACCCUGAUCUUGGUCUUCUAUUAAUAGCGAUGCAAUUGCACACGCGGUCAUGUAGCGAAGUUGAAUCUGGCGAUGCAGAACUUUAUAGAUCUGCAAAGGCUUGCUACGUGUAUGUUGAGAGCAGCAAUGUCUUCUCCAUAAAGGUACUGCAAGCGUUGCUGCUGAUUGCAUUAUAUGAGAUAUCAAAUGCUAUCUAUCCCACGGCAUAUCUGACAGUGGGACAUUGCGCACGACUUGGACAUGCUAUGGGGGUCCACCAGCGCAGUGAUGCGCCGCAGAUGCUCAACCGAGUGGGUACCUGGGUCGAGCUUGAGGAAAGGCGUCGCACUUGGUGGGCAGUAAUCAUAUUGGACAGAUAUGUCAACCUAGGCGGCAGGAACCGCCCACUUGCAUGUGAAGAUGCACAACCAGAGGAUUUACUUCCUGCAGAUGACAAGUCCUGGGAUCGUGGUGAAAUCACGGUAGUGGAACCCCUCGCAGUCCGCGCCAACACGACAAUUGAAGUUUGUCCGUUCACACGAACUUGUCAAGCAGCGCACGUCCUCACCCGUGUACUUGGUCAUUUGAACGAUCGCAACUCCGAUGUCGACUUUCGAUACGAAGAGGCGAUGCAGCUGCAUCGCACCGCCCAGGCACUAUCACAUACACUCUCGAACGAACUGGAACAAUGGAUCGAGAAAGUAUACGACCCAACCGCGCACCUUCCAUUGUUUUCUGCCAUUGGAAUCUGUUACAGUGCGUCACUCCUCCUGUAUGACAGAUACUGUUGCAGCGGUAUUAGUGGGGUAGCGGGGAAUGUAGAAGUACAACAGAUGGCGCUCUCCAGCAUCAAUGAGGCAUCUCGGGCUGUCCUUAACUUCGCAAAAAGCAUUCGCUUGGCCAUGGAUCUUGGUGGGGCACUCAGAAUGUGUCCCUUGGUACUUGACUGUCUAUAUCAGGCUGCAGCAAAUUUUAUGUGGCAGAGUCGCGAGACCGGGAAUUCAGACUUCUUAAACAUGGCGAAUGAGAUCCAGAACGUCCUCGAGGUCCUUGGGGCCAGAUGGAAGGCGCCCCGCGCGUAUCUGUCAAUUCUUCGAAAGUCCGGUGGCCAUUGCUGACUGCCUCCGACAAGAAAGCCCUGCGCCGAUGUUACUAGCCCAUAAAAUGAUUAGAAGCUUAAGCAUGUCAUGAAUUACUAUUUAUUGGUCUUAAUCUCCCGGCGCUGUAUGUUUUAAAAUAACAUGGAACCGGGUAGACAUGCGGAAACUUAUGACGCGAUGCUGAGGUGGGCCUAACGCUAUCUUAGCUCAAGUCAGUAUUCAAUAUACUGUUAGGAUUGUUCGGGUGUUGAACCGAAUGGCAGAUACCAUCAGAAAAUUAGG